AUGGUUGAGGUUCAGCGAGCGCCGUCUUUGGAAGGAACGCUAGGAAACGCAAUGGAUGCGACGGGAGUGAAUAGGCGACUCUCCAAUGUGAGAUUGGCGCCAAUUGACGAGUCGAAGGCGGUUGCGUCCCAGCAGGAGGCGAGGAAAGAGCCAGCGAUAAACGACUGGAAACAGAGCGGCUUCCGCAAGCCACGGCGUGCCUUCUCUUCGAACGACUACCCGCUUCCGAGUCCAGGAUCCAGUCUUCCCGUGUCAGCCGCCGGGUCGCCCGCACUGAGAUCAAACGAGGCCAACUCGUAUUUUUCACUCCAGCCUACAGCUUCAAACUCAGCUCUCUCGUCGAUACCUGGAACACCUACGGAAUCACCAAACACAGCCCCAAAUAUCAACGUGGCCUCAGCCCUCUCCUCCAGAUAUGCGACCGCCGUGUCGCACCCACUUGCUCCGCGCCCAGAGUUGCAUGGUCCACAGCGAUCUUACUCGGUAAUGGACUACGUUCCCUUGCCGGUCCUGCAGCGCCCCGGCGAGAAGCUCCAGCUUGUCCACCUGCCGCCCGAGCUGCAUUUUGCCAUCUUUGACUUCCUCGACGAUCUCGACAGCACCUGCCUGGGCCUGACCAGCAGACACUUCUACUACAUUCACAGACGCAUGCGCGGCACGAUUCCGCUCUCCACCCGCCGUGACGGCCCCAACGACAUGGAGUGGAUCUGGCGCCUGGCCGGGCCGCUCAUCGCCAAGGGCCACAGCGAGGAGAGCGCGGUCAACUCGGUGCUGCCCCGGGGCCAGGUGUACUGCCGGAAGUGCGGCGUGUCGCGCUGUGAGCUGCACAAGCACAUGCAGGAGUGGAUGGGGCCCGGCUACGAGUACUGCGAGGUGCGCCAGAAGUUCGGGCCCAUGGCCCCGGCGGACGCGAAGAGAAACUGCUACAGGAGCUCGCCGAGGCACCCGCACCGGUGCGGCCGCCACACGCGACAGCAGCGCGCCGUGAGAUUGGUCUAG
Truncatella angustata is the source of this 999-nucleotide messenger RNA. RefSeq lists its product as uncharacterized. The record is from RefSeq and is a predicted model, not a curated record. Lineage: Eukaryota; Fungi; Ascomycota; Sordariomycetes; Amphisphaeriales; Sporocadaceae. The coding region runs from base 1 to 999 and encodes 332 amino acids. The transcript has a single exon. Gene Ontology annotation, molecular function: protein binding.